Molecule: messenger RNA, 10758 nt
Organism: Vigna unguiculata (cowpea)
Lineage: Eukaryota; Viridiplantae; Streptophyta; Magnoliopsida; Fabales; Fabaceae
Molecular function (GO): ATP hydrolysis activity; ADP binding
Source: RefSeq, a predicted model, not a curated record
CACACUCUCUAGUGCUUGUUGAAAUGUGUGAGUUAGAAAGAACCCUAUAGUCUUGAAGCUACCAACUCUCCCUCAAUCUCAUCUUCUGCAAAAACUCAUUUUCUUCGAUCUCCUCACUGCAACACAAGUCUUCUUCUAUUCACACAGGUUUGGAAAGUGUUUGACGAAAGUCCCAGAAUGUUCUAUCUCCGGAUCCCACGACAACCUUUAUAUAUGGAUACAUAUUUAUGAAAAAAAAGGUGCUAAUCAUAGUAAGAAGCAAAAAAUCUAGACGAAAACGUCAAUUAUCAAGAGACUAUGGAGACAGUUGUCUCUACAACUACUGAAAAUGCACUCAAUAUUGUACAAAGUGUGGUCAAACGACAAGUGGGUUACUUUUUUAAUUACAAAGACAAAUUUAAAGAGUUGGAAUCUUACAUUGACAAAUUGGAACAUAAUAGGGAGAGACUCCAACAUCAAGUUGAUAUUGCACUAAGGAGUGGAGAAAAAAUUGAAAAUGAUGUUCAACAUUGCUUAAUUCUCAUGGAUGAGAAGAUAAAAAACUAUAAAAGUUAUAUUAAUGAUGAAUUUCAUGCAAAGACCAUUUGCUCAAUUGGUUUCUUUCCAAAGAAUUUCCAGCUAAGGUAUCAAUUAGGUAGGAAAGCUACAAAGAUGGUAGAGGAAAUCGUAGGAGAUGAGCUUUGGAAAACUUCUUUUGACAAUGUUUCGUACCAGGAAUGUCCAUCCAUUGAUGCUUCUCUUUCAAACACUGGUGAUGAAAGCUUUGCAUCAAGAACUAAAACUAUGGAGAUGAUCAUGAAAGCACUGCAAGACUCUACAGUUGGUAUGAUUGGAGUUUAUGGGCCUGGUGGUGUGGGAAAGACCACUUUAGUCAAAGAAAUUGCUAACAAAGCUCUAGAAAUGAAGUUGUUCAAGAUAGUCAUUAUAGCAAAUAUUACAGGAAAUCCUGACUUCAAAAAAAUUCAAGAGCAAAUUGCUGGCAUGCUAGGAAUGAAAUUGGAAGAAGAAAGUGAGAUUGCAAGAGUAGAUCGUAUUCGAAAUAGGUUAAAGAAUGAAAAGGAGAAUACUAUUAUCCUUGAUGAUCUUUGGGGUGGAUUGGACUUUAACAAAAUUGGGAUUCCUUGUAAUGAUGAUGCAAGCCAACAAGAAGUCAAUGACAUGUCUGAUUUUGCUUCCAACAAUGACAUAUCUGAUUUUGGUUAUAAUAGACUAGAAAUAAAAGAGUUGCCAAAAGUUGAUUUGGAUAAGAUGAAAAAGGAAAUGUUGUCUAGCCAUUAUAAAGGAGGCAAAAUCCUUCUAACAUCUAGAAAUAAACAAGUCCUAUGUAAUGAAAUGGAUGUGCAACAAAGCUCAAUUUUUUCGGUAGGAGUCCUUGAUGAAAAGGAAGCAGAGACUCUGCUCAAGAAAGUUGCUGGUGUGAAAAAUUCUGAGUUUGAUAGGAAUGCUACUGAAAUUGCCAAAUGGAGUGCUGGGUUUCCAAUAGCCUUAGUUUCCAUAGGAAGGACACUAAAGAAUAAAAGCUUAUCUACAUGGGAAGAUGUCUGCCAACAAAUUAAAAGACAAAAUUUUACAUCAGAAUGGGGAUUUACUGACUUCUCUAUAAAGUUGAGCUAUGAUCAUCUAAAAAAUGAGGAGCUUAAGUGUAUUUUUUUACAUUGUGCAAGAAUGGGAAACGAUGCUUUGAUUAUGGACUUGGUGAAAUUCUGCGUUGGUCUAAAUUUGCUUCCAGGAGUCCACACAAUUACGGGUGCGAGGAAAAGAGUAAAGGAGAUGAUACAAGAGCUAGAAGAAUCGAGUUUGUUGGUGAAAAGUUAUUCUAUAGACCGCUUCAACAUGCAUGACAUUGUGCGAGAUGUUGCUCUUUCAAUAUCAUCCAAGGAAAAAGAUGUGCUUUACAUGAAAAAUGCAAUACUUGAUGAGUGGCCUCAUGAAAAUGACUUCGAAAGGUACUCUGCCAUUUUUGUACACUACUGUGACAUCAAUGACAAGCUUCCUGAGAGUAUACAAUGUCCUAGACUUGAAGUCUUACAAAUUUACAAUAAAAGUGAAUCUUUUGAAAUACCAGAUGAUUUUUUUAAAUCUAUGAUUCGACUUAGAGUGUUGGUACUGACUGGUAUUAAUUUAUCUUGCUUACCUUCAUCAAUUAAAUGCCUUAAAAAAUUGAGAAUGCUUUGCUUGGAGGGAUGCACUUUGGAAGAGAACUUAUCAAUCAUUGGUGAGCUGAAGAAUUUAAGAAUUCUUACUUUUUCAGGAUCUAAUAUUGAAAGUUUGCCUCUUGAAUUUGGGCAACUGGAUAAGCUUCAAUUUUUUGACAUAAGCAAUUGCUCAAAACUAAGACAAAUAACUUCCAAUAUCAUACCAAGGAUGACCAUUUUAGAGGAGUUUUAUAUCAGAGACAACUUGAUUCUAUGGGAGGCUGAAGACAAUAUGAAAAAUGAAAAUGCUAGUCUCUCUGAGUUGAGGUACUUGAAUAAGUUGCAAAAUCUGGACAUACACAUUCAUAGUUCUUCCCAUUUUUCCCAAAACUUGUUUUUUGACAGGUUGAAUAGUUACAAGAUUGUCAUUGGUGAAUUCAACUGGUUUAACAUGCUUAAAGUGGAAGAAUUCAAAAUCCCUGACAAGUAUGAAGAAGUGAAAUUUUUGGCAUUAAACCUAAAAAGAGGUAUUGAUAUUCAUUUUGAAAAAUGGGCUAAAAUGUCGUUCAAAAGCGUUGAAUAUUUGCUGCUGGGAGAACUCAAUGAUGUUCAAGAUAUUUUCUAUGAAUUAAAUGUGGAAGGAUUUCCAAAUUUGAAACAUUUAUCCAUUGUAAACAAUUUUGACAUUAAUUAUAUUAUCAAUCCAAGGGAGCGGUUUCACUCAUUAUCUGCUUUUCCCAAAUUAGAGUCCAUAUGGCUUUACAAAUUGGAUAAGUUGGAAAUCAUAUGUUACAAUCAGCUUGUAGAGACCUCUUUCUGCAAUUUAAAGGUCAUCAAGAUUAAAACAUGCAUGAAAUUGGUAAACCUUUUCGUAUUUUCCAUGGUUAGACUCCUCACUGCACUUGAAACAAUUGAAGUGUGUGAUUGUGAUUCUUUGAAGGAGAUAGUUUCGAAAGAAAGGAAAACUCAUACUAUCAGUGAUGGUAAUAUUGAGUUUCCCCAAUUACGACUUUUAACAUUGAAGUAUUUACCAACAUUUAUUUGUUUAUAUAAUGUUGAUAAGAUUCCUGGUAGUGCACACUCGUUGCAAGACCAAGUAUUCCAACAAAGGAACAAAGAUAUUGUUGUUGAUGUUGAGGACAUGGUCACCAAUUAUUGUCUUCCACUCUUCAAUGAAAAGGUUUCAACUCCCAAAUUAGAAUGGUUGGAGUUAUCCUCCAUCAACAUCCAUAAGAUAUGGAGUGACCAAUGUAACCAUUGUUUUCAAAAUUUGCUUACGUUGAAUGUGACAGAUUGUGGUAAUUUAAAGUAUUUACUGUCAUUCUCCAUGGUUGGAAGUUUGGUUAAUCUUCAAAGUCUUUUUGUAAGUGAAUGUGAAACGAUGGAGGAUAUAUUUCGUCCAGAAGAUGAAGAGCAUAUUGACAUUUUUCCUAAGUUGAAGAAAAUGGAGAUCAUCAACAUGGAUAAGCUCAAUACCAUUUGGAAAUCCCAUUUUGGUUUACAUUCCUUUUGUAGUUUAGACUCCUUGAUAAUAAAAGAGUGUCACAAACUUAUUAUGAUAAUUCCUGGUUAUAUGAUGCAAAGAUUUCGGAGCCUUCAAAGCUUGACAAUUAUAAAUUGCAAGUUGGUGGAAAAUAUAUUUGAUUUUACAAAUAUUCCACAAACUUCUGACAUAACUGAAACAAACUUUGAUAAUAUACUUCUAGAAAAGCUCCCAAAUUUGGUGAAUGUUUGGAAGGAUGACAUCGGUGAAAUACCUAAAUAUAAAAAUUUGCAACGCAUAAAAAUUGUUGAUAGUCCAAAUUUAAAAUGCCUCUUUCCACUGUCUAUUGCCAAUGACCUGGAAAAACUAGAAAUCCUUGAGGUAUGGAAUUGUUGGGUAAUGAAAGAGAUUGUUGCUUGCAACAAACAUUCAAGUGGAAGUGAUAUCAACUUUAGGUUCCCUCAUUUAAACACUCUAUCAUUGAUAAACUUGUAUGAUUUGAGAAGUUUCUUCUCAGAAACUCACACUUUAGAGUGGCCAUCAUUGAAGAAAUUGGAUAUAGCCAAUUGUAGCAUGCUCGAAGGGUUUACUUCAGAAAUCACAAAUAUACAAGAGCAAACGAUUGCUUUAGCUAUAAAAAAGGUAAUAUACAACAUGGAAUAUAUGUCAAUGAGCUUGAAGGAAGCAGAGUGGUUGCAAAUAUACAUUGUUAAUGUCCACAGAAUGCACAAACUAGAAGAACUUACUUUGUAUGGGUUAAAGGAUAAUGAAAUUCUAUUUUGGUUUCUUCAUAGACUUCCCAAUUUGAAAAGGUUAACAUUGGGACUUUGUCACUUGAAAAGGAUUUGGGCUCUUCAAAGUCUUAUUUCACAUGGAAAAAUUGGUGGUGUUGUGCAACUUAAAGAGUUGAAACUAGAAAGCAUGUGGUCUCUAGAGGAGAUUGGCUUUGAGCAUGAGGUGCUUCUUCAAAGGGUGGAACGCUUAAGCAUUCAACGUUGUACAAAACUGAAAACUUUAGUGUCAUCUUCGGUAACUUUUAGUUACUUAACAUAUCUAGAAGUGAUGAAUUGUAAACUGAUGAGGAAUUUAAUGACAUGCUCAGUUGCGAAAACCUUGGUUCAACUCACAACGAUGAAGGUAUGCUCCUGUCCAAUGAUUAUGGAAAUCGUUGCAGAAAAUAAAGUGGAAAAAGUACAAGAGAUUGAAUUUAAACAAUUAAAAUCAUUAGAACUGGUGUCUCUACAAAAUCUCACAAGUUUCUCAACUAUCACGAAAUGUGAGUUAAAGUUCCCACUAUUGGAAAAAUUAGUAGUGAGUGAAUGUCCUCUGAUGACAAAAUUCGCCGAAGUUCAAAGUGCUCCAAACCUACAAAAGGUACUUGUUGAAGCUGGAGAAAAAGACAAAUGGUAUUGGGAAGGAGAUUUGAAUGCCACUCUACAAACACAUUUCUCAGACCAGGUUUCUUUUGAAUAUUCAAAGCAUGCAAGACUUGUUGAUUAUCCUGAGAGGAAAGAUGUUGGACUUGGAAAAUCUGCUUUUCCAGACAAUUUUUUUGGUUGCUUAAAGAAAUUGGAAUUUGGUGAAGCAUGUAGAAGAAAUAUUUUGAUUCCCUCUUAUCUACUACCUUACUUGAGGAAUUUAGAAGAAUUGAAUGUAGAGAACUGUAAAGCAACACAAGUAAUAUUUGACAUGGAUGAGAGUGAGCUCAAGAUGAUGGGAAUGAUCUUUCGUUUGAAAAAGCUUAAUUUAAAGAACUUGUCAAAUUUGAAAUGUGUAUGGAAGGAAAACUCUGGAGGAAUUGUGAGUUUUCCCAAUUUGCAUAGAGUUGAUGUUAAUGGUUGUGGAACCUUGGUAACAUUGUUCUCUUCAUCCCUUGCUAAAAAUAUUAAGAAGCUCGAGACACUUACAAUAACCAAGUGUGAGAAAUUGGUAGAAAUAGUUGGGAAGGAAGAUGGAACGGAAGAUGGAACGAGAAUAAUCUUUGAAUUCCCUUGUUUUUUAGUGCUAUGUGUUGAUAAUGUGCCACUAUUGAGUUGUUUUUACCCUGGAAAGCAUCAUCUAAAAUGUCCCUUAUUACAAGGCCUAUUUGUGGGCAAUUGUCCUAAACUAAAGCUAUUCACAUCAGAAUUUGAUGAUAAUCAGAGAGCAACAUUUGCCAAAACUAUCCUGCUACAACCUUUGUUUUCGGUUGAAAUAUUGGCUUCUCCCAAACUAGUGAAAUUGUUACUCAAUGAGGAAAAUAUUAUGUUGCUGAGAGAUGCAGAUUUGCCAAAAGACCUUUUUUGCAAGCUAAAUCUUCUUUGGUUGCACUUUGAGGAUGACAAUGAGAAAGAUAUAAGUUUGCCUUUUGAUUUGUUUCACAAGCUACCCAGUUUAGAAUGUCUCGUAGUACAAAAUUGCUUUGGUCUGAGGGAGAUAUUUCCCUCUCAAAAACUUCAAGUUCACGACAAAGUACUUGCAACAUUGAAACAAUUAUUCUUGUUGAACCUAAAAGAAUUAGAGUCAAUAGGUUUAGAGCACACAUGGGUACAACCAUACUCUCAAAAGCUUGAAUCAUUAAGGCUUCACUUCUGCCCUCGGUUACAAAACUUAGUUUCUUGUGCACCGUCUCUCAUCAAUCUUAAAGAGUUGGAAGUUAUGUAUUGUGACCAGAUGGAGUAUUUAUUCACAUUUACAACGGCCAAAAGUUUAGUGAAACUUGAGACCCUCAUUGUAACGAACUGUGAAUAUCAAGAAAUUGCAAAACAUGAAGAUGAAGAUGAUUGUGAUGAAAUUGUAUGUGCACAACUCAGAUCGAUUGAGCUGAAUUCCUUACCAAGACUACUGAGGUUUUAUUCGGGGAAUGCCACUUUGCAAUUCUCGUGUUUGCAAACUGUGACGGUAGUUAAAUGCCCCAAUAUGGUAAAUUUCUCUCUUGGAAUAAUAAAUGUGCCAGUGUUUUCCGGGGUUAAUGUAUCAUCCGAGGAUUCUGAUUUAACCUUUGACCACGAUCUCAACACAACAAUCGAGACAUUGUUUCACGAACAGGAAUUUUUGAACCAUUCAAAGCAUAUGACUCUUGAUGAUUAUCUUGAGAAAACGGGAGUUCAGCAUAGAAAACCUGCUAUCUCGGACAGCUUCUUUGGUAGUUUCAAGGAAUUGGAAUUUGAUGCAGCAUGCAAAAGAGCUAUCGUAAUUCCAUUUCAUGUACUCCCUUACUUGAAGAACUUGGAAAAGUUGAAUGUCCAUAGUUCUGAUGCAGCAAGGGUAAUAUUUGACAUUGAUGAGAGUGAGAUCAAGACAAAGGGAAUGGUCUCUAAUUUAAAAAAACUUACUUUAAACAACUUGCCAAAUUUGAAAUGUGUAUGGAAGAAAAAUCUGGGAAGAAUUGUUAGCUUUCCCAAUUUGGAAGAAGUGGUUGUCAAUGGUUGUGGAAGCUUGGUAACACUGUUGUCUUCAUCCCUUGCCAAAAGUCUUGAAAAGCUUAAGACACUUCAUAUGGCGGAGUGUGAAAAUUUGGUAGAAAUAGUUGGAGAGGAAGAUGAAAGGGGACAGGGAAUGACAUUAACGUUUGAGUUUCCUUGUUUGACCUUGUUAUAUCUUUGGAAUAUGCGACUGUUGAGUUCCUUUUAUCCUGGGAAACAUUAUCUGGAAUGCCCUGUAUUAGAUACAUUAUGGGUGGCCUAUUGUCCUAAGUUAAAGCUAUUCACAUCAGAUUUUGAUGACAGUGAUAAAGAUGAAGUUAUAAAGGCUCCAAUUACCCCGUUACAACAACCUUUGUUCUUGCUGGAAAAGGUUUCUCCCAAACUGAAACAAUUAUCACUGAAUGAGAAAAGCUUUAUGCUGUUGAGAGAUGGAUGUUUGCCACAUGACCUCCUUUGCAAGCUAAGGAAUCUUUUGUUUUGCUUUGAGGACUAUAAAAAUGAGAAUGAUACUCUGCCUUUUGAUUUCUUUCACAAGCUACCCUGUUUAGAACAUCUUCAUUUGCAAAACUAUUUUGGUCUAAAGGAGAUAUUUCCCUCUCAAAAGCUUCAAGUUCAAAGUGAGUUAGAGUCAAUAGGUUUAGAGCACACGUGGGUACAACCAAUCUCCAGAAAGCUUCAACUGCUAAAUCUCCACGGUUGCUAUCGACUAGUAAACAUAGUUUCUUGUGCAAUGUCAUUCAUCAAUCUUAAAGAGUUGCAUGUGACACUUUGUAAUGGGAUGAACUAUUUAUUCACAUCUGGUACACUCAAAAGUUUGGUGAAACUUGAAACCUUAAUCGUAGAGAAUUGUAAAUCAAUCAAAAGAAUUGCAAAAAAGGAAGAUGAAAAUGAUUGUGGUGAGAUUAUACUUGGACGGCUCAGAUCAAUUGAGUUAAAUUAUUUACCAAAGCUAGAAAGCUUUUAUUCAGGAAAUGCCACUUUAAAAUGCCUGUGUUAGCAAACUGUGAUAGUAGCUAAUUGUCCCAAUUUGAUAACUUUCUCGGAAGGAGUAAUAAAUGUGCCAGUACUUUCGGGGAUUAAAACAUCAAAAGAUUCUGAUUUAAUAUUCCACGUCAAUCUCAACACAACAAUCGAGAUGUUGCUUCACCAUCAGGAAUUUGUGGAAUAUUCAGAGCGUACGAUUCUUGAAGAUUAUCUUGGGAUGUCUAGAGUUCACCACAGAAAACCUAUUGUUUCAGACAAUUUUUUUGGCAGAUUCAAGAAAUUGGAGUUUGAUGCAGCAUGCAAUAGACCUAUUUUAAUUCCAUCUCAUGUAUUGCCUUACUUGAAGAACCUGGAAGAAUUGAAUGUUCAUAGUUCUGAUGCACUACAGGUAAUAUUUAACAUUGAUGAGAGUGAAGUCAAGAUGAAUGGAACAGUCUUUGGUUUGAAAAAACUUACUUUAGAAAACUUGUCAAAUUUGAAAUAUGUAUGGAAGGAAAAUUCCACAGGAAUUAUCAGCUUUCACAACUUGCAAGAAGUGGUUGUUAAUGGUUGUGGAAAUUUGAUAACAUUGUUCUCUUCAUCCCUUGCAAGAAAUCUCAAGAAGCUUCAUAAACUUCGAAUAACCGAGUGUGGAAAAUUGGUAGCAAUAGUUAGAAAGGAAGAUGGAAUAGAACAUGGGAAGAAAAUAAUGUUUGAAUUCCCUUUUUUGUACUAUCUCCAUCUUGAAAACAUGCCACUCUUGAGUUGCUUCUAUCCUGAAAAGCAUCAUUUGGAUUGUCCUUUGUUACAAACCUUAAUUCUGUGCUAUUGUCCUAAAUUGAAGCCAUUCGCAUCAGACUUUGAUGACAAGAAAGAAGUUAUAGAGGCUCAAAUUAGCCCGCUGCAACAAUUUUUAUUCUCAGUUGAAAAGGUUUCUCCCUCAAUAAGGUUUUUGGCACUCAAUGAAGAACACAUUAUGUUAUAUAGAGAACUACAUUUGCUACAAGACAUUCUUUCCAAUAUAGUUUUUCUUUGGUUGUGCUUUGAGGAUGAUAAGAAUAAGAAGAAUAGUUUGCCUUUUGACUUCUUUCACAAGGUACCCAAGUUAUUUAGUCUUAUAGUACAGAAAUGCUUUGGUCUGAAGGAGAUAUUCCCCUCUCAAAAACCUCAAGUUCACGAGAGAGGACUUGUGGGCUUGAAAGACUUAUUGUUGAUUGAUCUAAAAAAGUUGGAGUGUGUGGGUUUAGAACACCCUUGGGUACAAUCAUACUCCGAAAAGCUUGAACGGUUAAAGCUUGAGAAGUGCCCUCUCUUACAAAAAAUAGUUUCUUGUGCAGCGCCUUUCAUCAAUCUUAGAGAUCUGGAUGUGAAACUUUGUGUGUAAGGUUUAGGCAAAGUGAUGGAAGAAGAAAGCAUGAAAGAAAAACUGUUAGAAUGAAUGUUGUUUCAUAGGAGAAGGAUACAAAGGUUUAUAUAUAGUAACACAUGGAUAACAGAAAUAUGCAGACGUAACAGAGUGCAUAACAGACUGCAUAACAGAAGCCCAUGCAUACAUAUAUAUCCCUAACACGCCCUCCUUAAACUUAGGGUGGAGGUUGUAAAGCAGACACACGAAGUUUAUCACGAAAAGCUAGAAACGAGGAACCGGAUAGAGCUUUGGUGAAAACAUCGGCGAUCUGAUAACGAGCAGGUAUAUGACGAAUACAUAGUUGUUGUUUGUGGACGAGAUCGCGAACAUAGUGGACAUCGAGAGCGAAGUGUUUGGUUUUAGAAUGCAUAACAGGGUUGGCGGUGAGCAGAACGGCACCAAGGUUGUUAGAAUAAAUUGUGGGAGUGGUUGGUUGAAGAUUGAGUUCACAAAGAAGGUUACAAAGUCAGGAAACAUCAGUAGCGACAGCGGCGAUACUUCGUGACUCAGCUUUUGUGCUGCUGCGAGAGACAACGUGUUGUUUCUUCGAUGACCAAGUGAUAAGAUUAGAACCUAAGUAUAUACAGAACCUAGUGGUUGAUUUGCGGUCAUCAGUGUCUGACCCCCAAUCGGCAUCAGCAAAGGCGUGGACAGAGAAGCUUUUGCAGGAUGUGAAACGAAGACCAUGGGAGUGAGUACCGGCAACGUACCGAAGGAUCCGCUUGACAGCCUUCCAAUGAUGAAGUUGAGGGUUGUGCAUAUACUGUGAGACUUUAUUAACAGCAAACGUGAUAUCAGGGCGAGUGAACGUCAAGUACUGGAGAGCACCAACAACUUGCCGAAAGAGAGUUGGAUCUUGAAAAACUGUGGAUCCAUCUGCGGUGAGUUUAGGCGAUGAGACCAUAGGUGAAGGUUGGGAAUUUGCGUUGACCAUGUUGGCUUUUGGAGAAGUUGGUGGAUAUAUUUGGUUUGACUGAGAAGUAAUGAGCCAUCAGGUGUCCAAUGAGCCUCAAUACCAAGAAAGUAGUGAAGGCGUCCCAGAUCUUUGAGCGAGAAUGAAUUGUUUAAAGUAGUGAUGAGAUUCUUAAUAGCUUGUGAUGAGGAACCUGUAAUGAGAAUGUCAUCAACGUAAAUUAAUAUAUGUAGAACAAAUUUGGAAUUAGUAAGAGUGAAGAGAGAGGGGUCAGAUAUAGUGGGUUUAAAACCCAGUUGCACCAGAGUGUUGCUUAAUUUUUGAUACCAGGGUUGAGGAGCCUGUUUCAACCCAUAGAUGGCUUUGUGUAGGCGACAAACUUGAUGUGAGUUGGAGGAAAAACCAAAGGAUUGAUCCAUAUAUACAAUUUCAUUAAGUUCACCAUUGAGGAA